This is a messenger RNA of Microthlaspi erraticum, 705 nucleotides long. The record is from the annotation of a GenBank genome assembly. NCBI's taxonomy places the organism in Eukaryota, Viridiplantae, Streptophyta, Magnoliopsida, Brassicales, Brassicaceae.
AUGCCAAAAAUCAUGUGGAAAAGCCUCCAUCUUUGUUUCCCGUCAAAUCUCGCAAAAUGCUACUCUUCGUCGCCGUGCCUUCAUCCCUCCGCCGCCGCCGCCGACGAUCCUAGCCGUCCCUCUAUCGUUCUCAUCAACAACUUCAACCUCCUCUACCACGACGACAACAACCACGACCAACGUGUCGUUGACUUACCUUCCUCUUCCACCGCCACAACCACCUCCUCCUCCGCCACGUCAUCAUAUGAGUUUGAUAACCACGACAUUUCUCCUGAUUUAUCUGCCGCUUUCGCUUCCCGUCGCUUCUUCUUCUCUUCCCCUGGCCGGUCCAAUGCAAUCACCGACUCACCAGAAUCCCGGUCAAGAGAGCUCUCUGAUAAUUACGAUAGUGCCACUACUAAUCCAAAGAAGAAAAAGUACGAAGCUACCAUGAAUACUACGAGGCUUCUUAGCGGAGGGACCGCGGUUAAGCAACACGUGUACUCACCUGAUCCGUUAACUGACUUCCGGCGAUCAAUGCAGGAGAUGAUUGACGCCGCAAUGGUCGCCGGAGAUCUUAGCGGUCCCGACGACGGUUACGACUUCUUGAACGAGCUGCUACUUAGUUAUCUCUCGUUGAAUCCAACCGACACACACAAGUUCGUCAUCAGAGCGUUCUCAGACAUACUGGUCACACUCUUGUCUGACGAACAUCGGAUAUGCUGA